Messenger RNA from Nothobranchius furzeri (turquoise killifish), 7671 nucleotides. The record is from RefSeq and is a predicted model, not a curated record. Lineage: Eukaryota; Metazoa; Chordata; Actinopteri; Cyprinodontiformes; Nothobranchiidae.
GCAAUUAUUUUCUUUUGUCAUUAAAGAGGUCCUUCAGUCAUAUUUUUACACAUUAGCAGUGGUCUCUAGUAGUGGUCUGGGGGAAAAAAAACUCUGGUGCGCCUGUUGGAGGAUGUAGACUUCAGCUGGAGGAGAAAGUAGGAUUUGGAGUCUUACUUCCUGAUAUCUGGACAUCUCUCCUCUGAUUGGCUAACAGCAACAGGACUCUACCACUGACUUUGUCUGCUCUGCAGCCUGGAGGAGUUCUGCUGUGUGGUGGAGUUGCUAACCGCCACCAGCAAGGUGGGUUUCGCGUCUUGCUGAAGGACACAACGGCUGCGACACACCGCGCUGGGCUCGAACCUGCAACCCUCCAGGCAUGGGGAGGUCACUUCUCUACACGUUAGAAAGAGAGGAACAGUAGCUCACAGAAAACGUUUUUCUGAUACUUUUAGUCUGAUUAAUAUUCAUUCUGAAAUUAAAUGUGUGAAUUUGGGAUUUGUUGGACUAGAUUAAAAUUCUAGAAUUUAAAGAGCAAGUCACCCCCUACCAGAGUAUUACUCCUCUCCCACUUCCUGUUUGAAAAAUACAACAAAUGCUGUUGCCUAGCAGACCGAGAGGGCGGAGCCGCUAACAAAUGUGCACACACACACACAGGCUCACAUUGACAUUGUGACAUCAUAUGGUACCAGCUAACGUUUAGGGUACCUCUUAGCCAACAGCGAUGGCAGAUUUAAAUUCAAAUGCAGUGCAGAGUUUUUACCUGACAACAGCAGAACACUGACAGUUUUAGGCAGAAAAUUUAAAUUUGAACUAAAAUGCACUAAAGUGCAAAACUAUUGACUACACGUGUCUGCAGCACGAUUAGACACGCAUUUAUAUAGUUUAUCAGAAAAAAAAGUUGAUUUGAGGGUGACUUGCUCUUUAAUCAGGAAGAGGAUCGACGUUUUCCUCCUCGGUUAAAUGAAAUAUGCAGCUUUUCCCCUUCACUAAGUAACCUAAAGUAGUGUGAAAGCAGCUGCUUCUGCUGCAGGACAAAUCUCCGGAGAAGGGAAGUGAGCGGAAACGGAAAUCCUCUGGUUUUUCCUGUUAGAAAAGUUCAUCUGAGUGAUAUUUCAUAUCAUUAUUUCAUAUUCUUCUCUUCAGUUCCUCUGACUUCUUUCAUUUCUUGACAACAUGAUCUCAGACAAGAGAUUCAGCUUUGAAUUUAGGCUAAGCCAAUCUCUUAAUCUCACACAGACAUCCCUAAUCGAAUUCUGCCUGUUUAGAAUAAAGUUUAUUUUUACAGAAUUAGAUGUUUCUCACUAGAAAAUAUAAUUUUAUGCGAUAGUGUCUGAUCAGGGACAUGAUCAUCAGCUCCAGAUGCGUGCUGGGUGUGCAGAAGCCGAUUGAAACAGUGAAACGGCUAUCCUGGAAUAAGCCUUUGUUGCAUUCGUGCGUCUGCACGUGUAAGCACGGAUUAUCCUCUUUGCCCCGGGCAGCAGAGGAGUCCUGGAGAUAAAGAUCUGAUCAAAAAUCAUUUAUAGAAAUGUUUAGGUUGUUAUUAUUAUUAUUAUCACACUUUACUGAAAAAGAAACUCAAAAAGUUGCUUCAUUCUCUUAAAAUGUCAGUGUUGGCCCACAGAAAGAGCAUGCAUUGUUUUCUUUCUUUUUGUAUUUAGUGAUCUGAAGUUCUGCUGUGAUAUUCAGCUGAAUGUGGCACACUGGGUCCCUCUGCUGUCUUCAGCGGGAAUUUGUUAGUGCUGACGUGCAGAAUGAAGCAGAAGACAACCAGAAACUCGUUAACUCAUGUGAACCCAGUAAUGGAUGUCAGAAACCUGCAGAAAUGUAAGAUUUUUCUUGUUAAUUGAUGUUGAUUGAUGAACCGGAAUUGGCCAAAAUCACUAUCAAAGCUUUAGAAAAAUUGGAAAUCGGUAUUGGCCUUCAAAAGUAGAAUCGGGGCAUUUUUUGCUUGAUUUUUUUGCAGCUUUAACUGUGUUUUAGGAGAUUAACGAGGGAAAGUGAACGAUUAUUUACGUCUAUAUUUUUACUGUCACUUUAAAAUCAAUAAGCUCCAACAUAUGAGAAAAUAUUUAGCCAAAUGGAAGUCCUUUAUUUACAGAUAGUUAUAAAAGAUGCAGAUGGGGUCAUUUUUAAUACUUAGUUUGGUUUAAAUCAUUCCAAAUGCAUGUUGUGUUGUCUGUGGAACAAGUGUGACAUGUGAAACCAGAGGCGGACCAUCUGAAUCUCCACCCCUCCUCCUCCUGCUGGCUGGCAGGAUAUGUGUGUGUGUGAGAGAGGGAGAAAGUGUGUGUGUGUGUGUGGCUGUGCAGUGACAGCUCAAUGAGCAGCUGAGGCCCUCGGCUGCAGCGGAAUGGACUCCCUUAACUUCCACCGGGAUGUUUUCUGACUCUUAGUGCUGCCGAAUCUGUUUUAGCUGAUUCUGUGUGUGUGUAUGUGUGUGUGUGUGUGUGUGUGUGUGUGUGUGUGUGUGUGCGUGCGUGCGUGCGCUGUGGGCAUGCAUGCAGCUGCAAAACAAUGGCUCUGAAUCGAAUGUCUCAACUGUGCCAUGAUAUCACCAGGCUGUGGCUGCAGCUGAAGAUGAGAACAGAUGACAUCCUGCAGAAGGAGGACGGCCCUCUGUGUGCGGCUGAAAUUGGCUCCGAGCUCCAGAAACAGUUUGCCAUCCUGCCAGGCGGCCGCGGGAUGAAUGGCAGUCCUAUCAUUGUCCUCCCAGAGUUCCCAGCGUUUGGCGAGGUGGGAGAAGAGGAGGUCCAAAAUGUGCUCCGCUACCUCACAAGCAUCCCCAGCGCCACAGCAUCAGGACUGGGCUUCAUCCUGAUCGUCGACAGGCGGCUGGACCGAUGGGCUGCCGUCAGAGCCACCCUGCUCCGCAUCGCAGGUUUAUUCCCAGGGAACUUGCACUUGGUUCUGGUGUUGCGUCCCGCUACUCUGUUCCAGCGGGCUCUCUCGGACUUCCUGUUCAAGUUCAACAAGGAUGAGUUCAAAAUGAAGGUGGUGAUGCUGAGUUCGGUGACAGAGCUCCAUGCUUACAUCGACCCUGGACAGCUGACCACAGACCUUGGAGGCACUCAAGACUAUCACCACGAAAGCUGGAUCUCACAUCGCACGGCCAUUGAGGCAUUUGCCCUAAUGGUAAAAACCACAGCUCAGACCCUGCAAGCGUUUGGAACCGAACUCGCCGAGACAGAGUUGCCCAACGACGACGAGGCCACCACCAACCUGCUGCACACACACACCCAGAAGAAAGACAAAAUGACAGAGGACCUGCAGGUGGCGCUGUCUCAGGGAAAACAACUGCUGGCGUACAUAAAUGAACCCCUGGACACGGAUCCUGAGUACAGCAUGACGCAGGAUGAAAUGGAGAACUUAGCAACUAUACAGAGACUUCUAGGUCAGCUGGAUGAAACAGAAGCAGCGUUUGAUGACUUUUGGGAGCGUCACAGCACCAAACUGGAGCAGUGCCUGCAGCUACGCCACUUUGAAAAGCACUUCCGUGAAGUGCGCGGCCAGCUUGACACAACGCUGGAGCGGUUGUCGGGCUUUUCUGAAGUCAGCAUAAGCCCCGCCCACGCCGAGUACAUCCUCAGAGAGCUCAGCAGCCACGAGGGCAAGGCUUGUGACCUGCUGGACCUCGCCCUGUCUCUGGCCAGUGAAGGAGACAGGCUGAUUGAAAACUGCCAUUACGCCGAGGACUCCAUCAGGCCGAAGUGCGGCGAGCUGAGAGGAGUGUGUGAGGAGAUCAGCUCUACUCUGAGGAGCAAGAAGAGCCUCCUGCUCAGGGCUUUGGAGCUGCACCAGGCUCUGGAGAAGGCAUCUCGGUGGUGUGAGGAUGGUAUCUUCCUGGUGGCAAACCAGCCAGUGGACCGCUGUCAGUCUCAGGAUGGAGCUGAAGCGGCUCUGCAGGAGCUGGAGCGAUACCUGGAUACCGCAUCCCUACACACGCUCUCAGACCGCAGCACCAUCUGCUGUCAGUUUGAGGCAGUGCUCAACCCUCAGCUGCUGGACCAGAUAGACAAAGUUUUCCAGAAGCAAACCUCUGUUCGGGAGACGUUCGAGAAGAGACGAGUCAGCCUGAAGAAGCUCGCUGCCAAACAGACCAGACCUGUCCAGCCUGUAGCACCGAGACCUGAGGUCAAGUCUCCACUGUCCUCUCCAAGUCAAGAAAGAAAAGAGAGGAGACACUCUGCAGACAGCCUUCUCUGCAGAAAGGUCGAGUCUCAGUUAGCUAACGGAAACACGAGGCAUGCAUCUCUGUCAGAAGAAGAAGAAAACCUGGCGGUGCUUCGCCGUCAUGUGAUGAACGAGCUGCUGGAGACGGAGCGAGCGUACGUAGAAGAGCUUCUGUGUGUGCUGGAGGGCUAUGCAGCAGAGAUGGACAACCCCGCCAUGGCUCACCUCAUCCCCAUCACCCUGCACAGCAAGAAGGACAUCCUGUUUGGGAACAUGCCUGAAAUAUACCAGUUUCAUAAGAGAACGUUCCUAAAGGACCUCGAGGCGUUCACAGACUGCCCAGAGCUGGUGGGCCGCUGCUUUCUAGAACGGAUGAAGGACCUGCAGAUCUACGAGGCGUACUGCCAGAAUAAACCUCGCUCGGAGAUCUUGUGGAGGCAGUGCUCCGAUUGUGCCUUCUUUCAGGAGUGCCAGAAGAAGCUGGAACACAAACUGGGUCUGGACUCCUACCUCCUCAAACCUGUCCAGAGAAUCACCAAGUACCAGCUCCUUCUGAAAGAGCUGCUGAAGUACAGUAAAGGCUGUGAUGGCUGUGAGGACCUUCAGGAAGCGCUGUCCUCCAUCCUGGGAAUCCUGAAGGCUGUUAAUGACUCCAUGCACCUGAUUGCAAUCACAGGAUACGAGGGUAAUUUGUCAGAGCUGGGUCGCUUGCUGAUGCAGGGUUCCUUCAGCGUUUGGACGGAGCAUAAGAAAGGCCACGCUAAGGUGAAGGACCUGGCCAGGUUCAAGCCCAUGCAGAGGCACCUGUUCCUCCAUGAGAAGGCCCUGCUCUUCUGCAAGAGGAGGGAGGAGAACGGGGAAGGCUACGAGAAAGCUCCGUCUUACAGCUUCAAACACUCCCUCAGUAUGAGCGCCGUCGGCAUCACGGAGAACGCCAAAGGAGACAACAAGAAGUUUGAGAUUUGGUGCAACUCCAGAGAGGAAGUCUUUAUCGUUCAGGCUCCGACGCCUGAGAUUAAAACACUGUGGGUGAAUGAGAUCCGUAAAGUUCUGACUCAGCAGCUCAAAGCCUGCAGAGAUGCCAGCCAACAGAAAAGCUUCGACUCGGUUUCUCCAAGUCCCACCAGCAACAACACCUCCAUCCCCCUCAGCCCUUUCAGAAGCAGCAACCAGAAGAACCAGAAGAAGCAAGAGGAGAGGAAGGCAGAGUCCAGCUUAGCCUCUGACUUCAAUUCCUGUUCGUCUCCGAAACACAAAGACGACGCCGUGACCAGCCCGACCACUGACAGGUCCUCAGUGGCUAAAAAGCGUUUUACUUUGCAGGGUUUCAGCAAUCUAAAGAGUCCCAAAGGCUCAGCUCUGAGCCCCGAGCACAACUCCAAACGCCACUUGGUCAAAAGUGACCCCACUCCUUUUGGGUUCAAAGGAUGGAGCAAAGCGUCUCUGUCGGUGGAUUCAGUCGACGCCUCGGAGGAGAACGAUGGCUACUCCAGCGGCGAGGACCCCAUGAACUCUGACACGGAGGACGAGGUCGCGAGGAAGCUGGCUCCGGGAAAGUACACGGUGGUGGCAGACUGUGAGAAGGCGGGUCCUCAGGAGCUGUCUGUCAAGAGUGGAGACGUGGUCCAGCUGAUCAGAGAGGGAGAGGAGGGACAGUGGUUUGUGAAGAACCUCCGCAGCAGUAACGAGGGCUGGGUGGCAGCUGCAAACCUCCUCAGCCUCAUCUCCGAGUCCAAGUCCUCACAAUCCCUCAGCAGCUCAGAUGGCAGCGUCUCCGGGAACCUCAGCACGUCCUCCAGCUGCAGCGAGACCUACACCAGCUUCUCCGACAUCAAACCCUGAGCUGAGGUCACCGUCCCGCCUUUUUAACCUGGAGCAAUCAGGAAAACAAAACCAGUGUUUGGAUUUUUAUCUCAUCACCUCCUGUCAAACUGGCGCAUGGUCUUCGUUUACUGAACAGGUGUUCAGCGCCAUGUUGUGAUUAUGUAGCAUCUAAAACGGACGGUUAGAAGAUCUGCACCGCUGGAGGCCAGCCGGUUCCCGUCAGGCCGAGGACAUGGCGGCACGGUGGCAGAUUUUCCUCUGGAGCUUGCAUAGAUACUCUAAAAUAGGCAAUUCACGUGAUGUAACAGCUUUAGUGUCAGACGCUGAUCACUCACUGUGAAAAGUGGCAGGUGGCCGCAACUAGAACAAUGCUGUCAAGCGUGUCCUGGAGCGGGGCCGCACACCUUGCACUUAAUAAAAACGGCAGCUUGGACAUCUUUUGAAGCUCCUGAGAAAGUAAAAAAAUAGGAGUUUGCCUCUGAAUUGCAUUAACCUCUCAGGAAACCCCAGAAGAUAUGCGGGCAAGCAGGUGUGACUGCAUACCUGCAUGUGUCGACUAAAGGUGCACACAUUCCUCUGUGUGUGUGUGUGUGUGUGUGUGUGUGUGUGUGUGUGUGUGUGUGUGUGUGUGUGUGUGUGUGUGUGUGUGUGUGUGUGUGUGUGUGUGUGUGUGUGUGUGUGAUUUAGGAAACAGAAAAAAAUAGCAUCACAAAGUCGCCGAAGUAAAAGAACAUGUCAGCUUUUGUUGUGCGGGAGCUCCUCUGAUUGGGUCGUGGAUCUCAGUAUUCUCCCUGUUUGUUUUUCUGUCUUUGUCCCCACCUGUACUUGCACAAAGAAAGCUUUGUCCUCCUUUUUUUUUUUUUUUUUUUUUUUUUUUUCUUUUUUGCUCCCAGCCCCAUUCAGGCAUGUGACAGCAGCCAGGUUUUUUUUUUCCUAUACCGACCAGGGCCUAGACCUGCCUCUCCACAGUCUUUACGCCUAAAUCAUGGGCUGGCUCAGCUGGAAUGUAGCUGAUCAUAGUCGAGUAUCAGAAAUGCAAUAAAAGUCUGACUAUUCCUCGUGGGAAUUUGACACACACACAGAUAAACACUGAAUUUAUAUUCCUCCUGUAUGCACAAGGCGCUGUAAACUACAUUCUUCCCUUUCUUUUUAGUAGCAGGACUAUGCUGAACCUCUCCCGUUUAUCAGACCUUGACUUUGCUCCUGCUCAUGAAGACAAAGGAAGACUCUAGUUUACAGGCCUUAUGUUGGAUCAGUGUAACACGUGUAUAGGUGUCACCUGUAUACCUCAUGCUGUUUUUACUCAAAAGAACCUGCAUCGUGUCUGUUUGUCCCACAUUUUAAACCUCCAGAACAAUAAAGAUGUCUUUUUUUUUAUUAUGAAACUUUAUUUUCCUGCCCUUUAAAAAAAGAAAAGCUGACACGGGCACUAAACUUGUCAGAGUUGGAUCACAAUCACAUAAUAACUGAAUAUUUAGUAUUUUUUGACACUGAGGCUGAAGAGACGCGAGAGGGUUCUAUUUUUUAAGUUUCUGUUUAUGCAGCACAUUGCAGCAACCACUGUUUAUUUUCUUACUGUAUAUCUUCUGAGUAUGGUGGUGAAAUAAAAAUGUAAUUAUGAGACUUAUCUGUAUAUUUGUACAUAUGUAUUCUGACUUGAAAUGAAAGCAGCUUUAAUAAAGAUGGUUUCCUCUA